AUGUUUUACAUUGUGGAGUUUCUGGAAACCCAAGAGGUUGAAGUUGUGCCAGCACUGUGGGUUGCAGAUGAAAUUUGUCAAUGGCCAGAUCGCUACAAAGCUGACGAAUUAGUCAGGGCCAUACGCAGCAAGGAGCAGCCUGGACACACAUGGGAUGCAUUUCGUGUUCGAAUUUUAUAUAGAGCUGCAAACUACAAAACUUCUCGUCUAAAACUUCCUGAAGCAGACGCCCACACUGAUCUUCAAACAGCAGAGGAAGACGAGGAUGACAAUCCAAAGAAAAAGCGUAAAUGGCUACGAUCUCUUACAAGUCCUGAGCCCAGGGAGUUGGUAAAAAGUCCUGAGAAUGGACGAUCAACAAGUCCUGAACCCAGCUGUUCUGUGACUAGUCCUCAACCUCAUCAGUUAGAUGAAAGUCAAAGACACUCAGGAACAAGCACUUCAAAUGGCCUGGCUUCUCUACUGCACAAACUUCUUACAAACCAAGAAAUGAUUAUGGAGCAACUUAAAAUUAUUCAGAUGAAUCUGAACAAAACAGGCCAACCCGUCCAGGGGCAGGAUCCCCUCAAGGGAGAUGUGCUGCCACUCAAAGAUGUGGCUGCCCUCCUUGCUUUGGAAAAACGUCUCAGAGAAGAGGAAGACCUCAAAAACAAAAUGAUUUCUACCUUCAGUGUCAUUGGAGGAGUUGACAUUAAGGAUAGUGUUUGGCGUAUUAUGCAGCACUGUUUUACCAACCCUCUUGCAAAACAGCUCAACUGGCGUGGCAUCAAUGGCAAAACAGCUUUCCGUGGACUGCAUAUGAAAAAUGUAAUUACUGGGUCUGUGAGAAACAACAGACUAACAGCAACAGCAACUGAUCAAGAGGUUGAGUGCUACAUAAAACGAUGGCUUCACCUUGCAAGUGACCGAGAUGGAGGAAGAAGAAAAAGAGAGGAGCGAAGACAGACUUUCCAGAACAUUUGCCCAGAUCUGGCAAACAGAAGCGGACCGCCCAAGUGCCAUCAUUCCAUGCGGUAUGUGGGCCGUAUGUAA
This is a messenger RNA of Triplophysa dalaica, 1032 nucleotides long. RefSeq lists its product as uncharacterized. The transcript is spliced from 7 exons. The record is from RefSeq and is a predicted model, not a curated record. Bases 1 to 1032 code for a protein of 343 amino acids. NCBI's taxonomy places the organism in Eukaryota, Metazoa, Chordata, Actinopteri, Cypriniformes, Nemacheilidae.